AUGCUGCCUGAUUUUCAAUCAGGUUAUAUUUCAAUUCUGAAUAGCGUGGGGUCGCACCCGCUGCAGCUGUGGGCCUGCUGCACUGCAGCAGCAGGGGCCUCCGUAGCAGCAGCAGCAGACCGGGAGUUGGGGGGGGCCCCCGUGGUGGAGCUGAGGGGCCCCCUUCGCUGCUGCUGCAUUUGCUGCCCGCCGGAGCCGCAGCGGGCCCUCAAGAUAACUUUGCCAGUUAUUGUUCUUUUGGUUAAAAAUCUCAACAAACUGUUUUCUUUCGAAGUGCAAAUAUAUGACAGCAAAAAUACAAAGAGAAGGUUCAGGGCUUCCAACUUCCAGAAAACGACGCGGAUCAAGCCGUUUCUGUGCGCGAUGCCGCUGCGCAUGGACAGCGGCUGGGUGUACGUACACCUGAACUUGGCGGAACUCACCCGCAAAGCCUUCGGCACUCAUUAUAAUUAUACUUCUAGAGUUUUAAUUCACUCGAGUUGUCGUCUGCAGCGAGUGUUCUUCUCGGAGCAGCCCUUUCGAGAAGAGCAGCUGCCCGACGAGCUCCGGCUGCCCCUCCAGGAAACCCAGUCCUGA
Molecule: messenger RNA, 576 nt
Organism: Eimeria tenella
Lineage: Eukaryota; Apicomplexa; Conoidasida; Eucoccidiorida; Eimeriidae
Product: GD23728, related
Exons: 4
Coding region: 1-576 (191 amino acids)
Biological process (GO): positive regulation of cell motility; cilium assembly; regulation of cilium beat frequency involved in ciliary motility
Cellular component (GO): motile cilium; ciliary basal body
Source: RefSeq, a predicted model, not a curated record